AUGGCUGGUGGGAAGAGGGAGGAGGGAUGUUUCAUCGAGGCCGAUAUUAUCAGUCCCAAACUUACUCCUCCGCCUGGUGCUCAACUAUUCGUACAGUAUCAGGGUCCACUAUGGAUCCAUUUUAUCCCUAUCCGUGAACUUUUGAAGUACUUGACUUUUCUAAUGGUCGCAACGGCUGAAAGAGUACUUUAUGAGUUCAAUAUAAGUGUCCUCGCUCAUCUGGCCAAUCAGCGUGAAGCAGCCCUUUUGGGGAAAAUUCGUCUCUGGGAGAGGAAUGAGAUGGAGAGACAAUUGCUGUUGAUAAUCCCCGAUCACACACACACAUACUAUUACUUUCUCUCCCAUCAUCACCUCUCAAGCUCUCUCUCCUCAUCAGCGGCAGCUGCAUCCUCAUCUCCUCUCCUCCGUAUGCAUUCUGCCGCUGUACGGAGACCCUUUGCGGGUCUCGUGGCCCAAUGGCCCUCCGCCUCAACACACCACUCAAUUGUCGCUCCGUCGAUUGUGCAAAAUGUCUGCCGCAGACACGAAUCCUCUUUUCGCCGAACCAAGCAACGAUUACGCCUAAGGCCUGAUGAGACUUUCGGUGCCGCUUCCUCUGACGUUCAGCAAGAUCACAUCGUCUUCAAUCCGCCCUCAUCGGCUCCCUCCGUCUAUCACACCCCGGCUCUCUUUCUCCCCCGAAGUGACCGCCGUCGAGAGCUCUUUGCCGGCAGAAAUGCUGAUGAGACCGCCGGCAAACUGCCACCGCCUGUGCGGAAACCCUACGAGAAGUCAUAUCAUCUGACUGAAGCCGACAUUGAGGAGGUGCGCCGCCUAAGAUCUGAGAACCCGGCCGAGUGGACGCGCGCGAGAUUGGCGGACAAGUUCAACUGCUCCAGUCUCUUCAUCGGCAUCAUUUGCGAGGCCAGCAAGGAACACAAGGCCAAACAACAGCAAAUUUUGGACACCGUCAAAUCCAAAUGGGGUCGGAAACGACGAGAGGCGAGAGAGGACCGCGCCCGGAGACGGGACGCUUGGUCAAGGGACGAAUAAGAGGGUGGUGAAAACGAGCUUCUCCAUUCGCCAUUUCUCGGACGACAUUACCAUUUUCACUCGCCCCAGGAAGCGGAAUCCUCUCUCUGAGCAGAUGCUAUCUUAUAGCGGCGAGCUCACCAU
Xylona heveae TC161 is the source of this 1155-nucleotide messenger RNA. RefSeq lists its product as hypothetical. Gene Ontology annotation, molecular function: structural constituent of ribosome. The coding region runs from base 1 to 1032 and encodes 343 amino acids. The record is from RefSeq and is a predicted model, not a curated record. The transcript is spliced from 4 exons. Lineage: Eukaryota; Fungi; Ascomycota; Xylonomycetes; Xylonales; Xylonaceae. Gene Ontology annotation, cellular component: mitochondrial large ribosomal subunit.